Pleuronectes platessa (European plaice) is the source of this 996-nucleotide messenger RNA. RefSeq names its product free fatty acid receptor 3. Gene Ontology annotation, biological process: positive regulation of insulin secretion; G protein-coupled receptor signaling pathway; positive regulation of calcium ion transport. Gene Ontology annotation, molecular function: bioactive lipid receptor activity. Bases 13 to 996 code for a protein of 327 amino acids. Gene Ontology annotation, cellular component: plasma membrane. Lineage: Eukaryota; Metazoa; Chordata; Actinopteri; Pleuronectiformes; Pleuronectidae. The transcript has a single exon. The record is from RefSeq and is a predicted model, not a curated record.
CAGUCUGACGAGAUGCAGGUGCCUGUGAGGGACUGCGUCGCCCUCUCCGUCCACACCUUCACCUUCCUGCUGGGCCUGCCCUCCAACCUGCUGGUCCUCUUCGUGUACGUACGCAAAGCCCGCAAGCGGGGCGCCACCCCCAACGUGGUCUACGCCCUCAAUCUGUGUGUAUCCAACCUGGUGUUCAUGGCCUGGCUGCCCGUCAAGUCCAUGGAGAUCCUGCUUCAGGGCUGGAGGCUGCCCCCGGCCGUGUGCCCCGUCUACAGCUUCUUCCUCUUCUCCUCGCUGUACGGCAGCUGCCUGUUCAUCACCGCUGUGACCGUGGGCCGCUACCUCAGCAUCGCAUUCCCGAUUAUCUACAAGAGAUACCGCCACGCUCGAAUCUCCUGCGUCAUCAGCGUUGCCCUGUGGGCGCUGGUGCUGCUCCACCUCGGCGGCGGCCUGGUGGUCGAAGGGGGCGCCCACUUUGUCUCUGUCAAGGAUGACACCUUAUCUUGCUACGACAACUUCAACGCCUCUCAGCUGGCCGUCCUGCUGCCUCUGCGUCUGGAGAUGUCCAUCCUGCUGUUCCUCCUGCCCCUGGUCGUGACCUCCUUCUGCACACUGCGCUGCGUCACUCUGGUGUGGCGCUCCAACCUGCCGCUCAUGGGGAAGAGGCGAGUCCUGACUGUGGCGCUCUCCACCCUCACGGUGUUCGUGGUGUGCCACGCGCCCUACAACGCCUCGCACAUCGUGGGGUUCGCGUUGGGGACGAGUGUGGAGUGGAGGACGUACGCCAUGCUGACGAGCUCCUGCAACGUUUUCCUGGAACCGGCCGUCAUGCUGAUGCUGUCGCCGGCAGGGUCCAGGGGCAUCAUGGGAAGAGUCUGGGGUCGGCAAAGUCACUUCAGCCGAAUUGAAGGGACUCGGCCUCGGUGCAUUAACAGCAAUGGUGCUGCAAAGGUCAAGGCAGCAGUGACGCUCUCUGAGAGGAGCCAGGCCGGGGCGGAGGAGUGA